This is a messenger RNA of Penicillium maclennaniae, 909 nucleotides long. RefSeq lists its product as uncharacterized. The coding region runs from base 1 to 909 and encodes 302 amino acids. The record is from RefSeq and is a predicted model, not a curated record. The transcript is spliced from 2 exons. NCBI's taxonomy places the organism in Eukaryota, Fungi, Ascomycota, Eurotiomycetes, Eurotiales, Aspergillaceae. Gene Ontology annotation, cellular component: mitochondrion.
AUGACCCAGAACAUGCAAGAGAAGCCUAUGCCAUUGGGCAUUCAGCGAAGCCGGAGCCGGCUCGGUGAGCUCCUCGCGGCAGACACCCUCGUUGCUGCCGGUUCAGCAACUCUUAUUACCCCAGCGGUCAUGAUCUUUGACAGACUCGUCGUUGAAAAGUCAUUCUACAACCAGCCACUUCUUCCAGCGUUCCGCAAGCAUCUAUGGAUCUCCCUUACACAGCCAUCAACCUUCUUAACUUCACGACCUGCCCUGCUCGUCUGGUCUCUUUACACCGCCACUUUUGCAACCGCCAAUGCCUCCGAGACUCUCUUUGAAAAGGUCUACCCCAAGGUCGACCACGCCAUUGCCAGCAUGACCACCUUCGCUUCCACCUUCGUUGUUAAUUCCUCUGUCGGAAUCUGGAAGGACGUCAAAUUCGCCCAAUUGUUCGGUUCACCAAAGCCAACGUCCCCUCCAGUCGACCCUCCCAAGGCAGACAAACCACCUCCUAAGACAGUACGCACCCUCGGUCGCACCAAGAUCCCCUUAGCCACCUACUCUGCAUUCCUCCUCCGCGACGGCCUUACCAUCUUCGGCUCCUUCACCCUCCCCUCGAUUGUCUCAACUGCCAUUCCCGACUCCGUCGCCUCCCAAGAAUAUCUCAAAAUCCUUAUCGCCCAACUCGCCAUCCCCGCGUCCAUCCAACUCAUCAGUACCCCUAUUCAUCUCUUCGGUUUGGACCUUUAUAAUCGACCCCAGAUCAUGCCUACCAAGGAGCGACUCGCUCGAAUCAGUCGUGAUUGGGUCGGCGCUUCACUGCUACGCAUGUGUCGCAUUAUCCCCGCCUUUGGUAUCGGCGGCUUCGUCAAUACUGAAGGUCGACUUUAUCUACACGAGCAGCUGGAUGAGCGCCGCAACCCUUCAUGA